CCCAUCCCCCCUCUGCCCCCAUCUUUCUCACGCUCCCUCUCUCUCUGUCUAUACCCAUCUCUGUAACAUCUCUCCAGAACCUAUCUGCCUGCAGGAUGAUACGACUGCUGUCUUUCUGGCUGGCUGGUUGCCUGCUGCUGCCCUCUUGCUGGGGAAAUGGGGGAAACAAUAGCCACGAGGAGAAAUAUGACUUCUCAAUACAAACACCCACUCCAGAGUACGACUACAAUGCCACGUUUGACUACGUGUUUUACACUAUCAACGGUCAAGAGUGGGACUAUGAACUUAAUUCUACAGACAUCUUCAACAAGGCUUCAGGGAUUGGUCCAUUAAGCCUUAUUGUCCUCAUGGGAUUGGCUUUUCAUCACAUGUGACUGACUGGGUGGAGCCAGGGACCAGCCAGCAACAGACCAUCUCCACAGAUCAUACGAGACAAACAAAAUGAUCUCAGACCAGAACACGAGAGAAGACGCACUGACCUGAAAUCAGCGGGACGGAACUCACAGCAGCAGAUCAAUCUGAUGACCGCAGCACCAGGAGGACCAGCCAUCAGGAGAUUGCUCUGUUUAAAGAACAUCUGGUGAAAUUAUCCUGUCAAUAAAAACCUCUUUUACAUGCUAAUGUUUAUAGGUUGUUAAGAAAUGAGACGCAACGAACAUCCAGUAUGACCACUUGAGAUAGAAAUACCUGUUAAAGUAAGUGUACAAUGCUGUGCUAGCUUCGUCAGUCACAACAGAAGCCAUAGGCGCCACCGAUGCCUUCUCAUACCCGGCUGUAUAUUUUUCUACUAUUUUCUACUGUUGUCUUCUGUAAUAAAUGAUUGCUAAAAAGACUUUCUGUGGA
This is a messenger RNA of Lampris incognitus (smalleye Pacific opah), 843 nucleotides long. RefSeq lists its product as uncharacterized. The transcript has 5 exons. The record is from RefSeq and is a predicted model, not a curated record. Bases 96 to 374 code for a protein of 92 amino acids. Lineage: Eukaryota; Metazoa; Chordata; Actinopteri; Lampriformes; Lampridae.